GAUUGCCCUUAAAUAUUUUUACUCUCACUUUCACUCUCUCCCUCUUUCCUCCUCCCUUACUUUCCUGUCAUACGUACGUCAACCAGCGUCGCCAACCCUAGUCACUUCAAUUCACCAACAACACGAAAGGUUCCGUUGACUGCAUUCUCUUCUUCUUCGAAUCCUCUCAGCUUCGAGGCCUAUCGUGAUCGAUCGCUCUCCCAGGCCAACAUGCCUCCGUCCAUCUCCCUUUCCCUUCUCCACAAUCUCGAAUCUUCCCUCUCAUCGCACGAUUUCUCGCUCCUGAGCUUACUCUUUCUCCUCUCGGGCGCUUUCGCAAUUGGCUUUUGGGCAUGGUGUCGUUUCGCAGAGAAGAAGAACUCGCCGCCGCUGCCACCGGGACCGGCCGGUCUCCCCCUCGUCGGGAACCUGCCUUUCCUCGACCCGGAGCUCCACACCUACUUCGCAACCCUCGCGAUGACGUACGGCCCCAUCCUGAAGCUCCAGCUUGGCAAGAAGCUCGGUAUCGUCGUGACGUCCCCAGCCACCGCCCGCGAGGUGCUCAAGGAUAACGACGCCACGUUCGCCAACCGCGACGUGCCCAUCGCUGGGAGGGCCGCGUUCUACGGCGGGUCAGACAUCUUGUGGAAUCCGUACGGGCCCGAGUGGAGGAUGUUCCGAAAGGUGUGCGGCCUCAAGAUGCUGAGCAACCACACGCUGGACUCCGUCUACGGGCUCCGGCGGAGGGAGGUCCGAAGGACCGUGGGGUACUUCCUGCUCCGGGCCGGGUCGCCGGUGAACGUUGGGGAGCAGAUGUUCUUGACGGUGCUUAACGUGAUCACGAGCAUGCUGUGGGGUGGGACGGCGCAGGGCGAGGAGAGAGAGAGCUUGGGUGCUGAUUUCAGGCAGGCAGUGUCAAAUCUUACAAAACUUCUCGGGAGGCCAAACAUUUCGGACUUUUAUCCGAGUCUGGCUCGAUUUGAUUUACAAGGGAUAGAGAGGCAGACGAAGGGUUUGGCGAAGCGGUUUGAUGGAAUAUUUCAGAAGGUGAUUGAUCAGAGGUUAAAGAUGCAGAGAGAAAAUGGAAGCGAGUCCUUGGACGGUGGCGAGGAGAACAAAGAUUUCUUGCAGUUUCUAUUGAAGUUGAAGGAUGAGGAAGAUGCCCAGACUCAGCUAACCAUGACUGGCCUCAAAGCUCUGCUUAUGGACAUGUUGAUUGGUGGAACAGACUCAUCCUCCAACACAAUCGAGUUUGCCAUGGCUGAGAUCAUAAAUAAACCCAAAGUUCUGCGAAAAAUCCAGCAAGAAUUGGAAACUGUGGUAGGCAAAGGCAACGUAGUAGAAGAAUCUCACAUCCCUAAAUUGUCUUACUUGCAAGCUGUCAUGAAAGAGUCGCUGAGAUUGCACCCGCCAGUUCCCCUGUUGAUCCCGCAUUGCCCGAGCGCGACGUGCACCGUCGGAGGCUACACUGUCCCGAUGGGCUCUCGGGUCUUCAUCAACGUGUGGGCAAUACACAGGGACCCUUUGAUUUGGAGGGACCCGUUAGAGUUCGAUCCUGAGAGGUUCUUGCACAGUGAGGGCAAUUACAAUGAGCACGACUUCAAUUACUUCCCUUUCGGGUCUGGGAGAAGAAUGUGCGUGGGAGUACUGAUGGCGGAGAGGAUGGUGCUAUACUCGCUCGCCACGCUCCUGCACUCCUUUGAUUGGAAGCUGCCCGAGGGGGAGAAGAUGGAUCUAACAGAGCAGUUUGGGAUCGUCAUGAAGAAGAAAAAGCCUCUAAUGGCUGUUCCGUUGCCGAGGUUCUCUGAUUCUCGGCUUUAUGAAUGAGAUACUAGUGGAGUGCAUAAUAUGCCCCGUCGCAUCUUGGUAUGGUUUCUUUAUAUAAGCUUAUUUGUCUGGAAUAAAGGAAAAUGUGUAUCCACCUAUCUUGAUAUGGUCUAUUAAACAUCAGUCGAUGCGGUUUUAUUUGAUCAAGUUUAUAUGUUGCAGUGUCAAAUGAUUUUAAAAUAAAAGAGAAUUCCCAUUAUGUACUUUCUAUCCACUGUCCGUCGAGAAUUUCGCCGUUGACAUGCAAUGUUCAGACAAUAUGAUGCAUGUGCAUCUCUGAUUCUUCUGUAGGAUGUGAGCAACA
Molecule: messenger RNA, 2110 nt
Organism: Eucalyptus grandis
Lineage: Eukaryota; Viridiplantae; Streptophyta; Magnoliopsida; Myrtales; Myrtaceae
Product: geraniol 8-hydroxylase
Exons: 3
Coding region: 211-1806 (531 amino acids)
Molecular function (GO): heme binding; oxidoreductase activity, acting on paired donors, with incorporation or reduction of molecular oxygen; iron ion binding
Source: RefSeq, a predicted model, not a curated record